Messenger RNA from Lactuca sativa (garden lettuce), 507 nucleotides. The record is from RefSeq and is a predicted model, not a curated record. Lineage: Eukaryota; Viridiplantae; Streptophyta; Magnoliopsida; Asterales; Asteraceae.
AUGCCAUCAUCUUUAUCAUCUGAUUUGGCGGCUCUAGAGGAGGCUAAGUUUAUCGGUUCCGUCAUGGCGAAAACAGUUGCAUAUUAUCAAAACCGACUAGGCGAAACAUCACGUGCACGAUCUAAACCAAGAAAUCCGCGGUUGCGUAGAAAUCACGAAGCCGGACACUAUCGUCUUAUAGAAGAUUACUUUGCAGAUUACGUCAUCUACACUGUGAAGUUUCAACGUCAGUUCCGGAUGAGGAAGGAACUAUUCUUACGUAUUGUUGGCGAUUUGGAAGGCCGCUUUCCAUAUUUCCAAUGGAAAAUGGAUGCGAGGCGGAUAAAAGGUUUCUCUCCCAUUCAAAAAUGCACGGCUGCAAUUCAUCAGUUCGCAUAUGGCAUGAGCGCAGACAAAUGGGACGAGUAUUUUAGGAUGUCAGAGCGUACCAUGUGGGACUGUGUGUACAAGUUUUACGAUGAACAAAUGAUGCAAUCAAUUCACCACCUGAUGCAAAUCGAUUUCUAG